AUCGACGGGUAUCCAGUUGGUGGACUAACAAUUUCUCUCCUUGGUAUCAACAACCCACGAUUAGGGCUUCCCGUUGCAGCCGAUGGCCACCUGGGUUUGGGAUACCCAGAAUCUAGCAGGACAGUACCUGAUUUUAACAUUUUGAAUGUUAUGUCAGCAAAUCAGAUGAUAGACUACAAAAGAUUCACUCUAUUUUGUGUAUGUGCUCCUCACCGCAACGAUCUGGAACCUGACGCUCGCAUUGUGUUCGGGUCGCAUGAUACAAUCGACCUGAGAAGUUUCCGGAUGGUGCCCGCAGAAGUGACCCGUGCUUCUUGGAAGGUCCCAGUAACCAGCCUCAAGACAACUACAGCACGGAUUUCUUCGAGAUCAUUUUUUGCCACACUUGACACCACUACCUGGUUAAACAAGGCCAGCGCGGAUCGUGCAGGGCUAAUUAACACAGCAUUGGGAACGACGCUUUCGGGAAAUUUGUACGUCGUGGACUGUGAUCGAAUUCCGGGGCUACCGACACUCGUUGUCUCACUUCAAGGGGCAGAUCUAAGGUUCCCACCUGAAAAUUAUAUUCAAAAAGAGGAGGUGAACGGACAGACACGUUGUUUCAGCUCAAUCGUUCCGGAUCCACAAAUAACAACUGAACGCAUGGUAUUUGGAAUGACCUUCUUGGAACACUUUACAACUUUGUUCGAUCAACAAGAAAAACAAAUUGGAUUCAAGCCGAGAGUCUGCUAA
Molecule: messenger RNA, 732 nt
Organism: Opisthorchis viverrini
Lineage: Eukaryota; Metazoa; Platyhelminthes; Trematoda; Opisthorchiida; Opisthorchiidae
Exons: 4
Biological process (GO): proteolysis
Molecular function (GO): aspartic-type endopeptidase activity
Source: RefSeq, a predicted model, not a curated record